Adineta ricciae is the source of this 459-nucleotide messenger RNA. NCBI's taxonomy places the organism in Eukaryota, Metazoa, Rotifera, Eurotatoria, Adinetida, Adinetidae. The record is from the annotation of a GenBank genome assembly.
AUGCAAGGCUAUCCACCACAGCAACAAUUCGCUGGUCUUCCAGCCCAAUGUCAACAGUGUUUCUUAACACCGGGUUUUUCUCAACAACAACAACAACAACCUACGCCUUACGGUGCGUACAACCAAUACUUUAACAAUCCAUACCAACAACAACAGCAACCCUUAUUUUAUCCUCAACAACAACCACAAUUUUCCUAUUUUCCUCAACAACAGCAAUAUCCCUUCGUCCCUCAACAACAAUAUCCAUUCUACGCUCAACAACAAGCGCAAUUCUAUCCGCAACAGCAACCAUUGUUCAAUUGGCCUCAGGGUUUUGCAGGCCAAAGCGCAUAUGGCUACCAGCAAUAUUGGCCUCAACAACAGCAACGGGUUUUUGAAAAUCCCCGAACCCCUAUUCCAGCACCUGCUCGUCGAGAAAAAGACAAGCCAAAGAAGUUCUAUGAACGGGUGUAUUCAUAG